AUGACAUUCGCCUACCCACGAAAUACGGGCGCGUCUUCCCUUCCAUCCUUCAACCAAUAUAAGCCGGCAAGAUCGCAAAAUAUUCUCCACCGCGCGUGGGACUCCAUUCCUUCAGCAGCUAAACAAUGGCUCUCAGUUGGGGCUAUCAGUCGACAAUUCGGUAGAGACAGUGAAAGUGAAGGGAUCAAGACAACUGCGCUCAAACUUGUCAAACGCAUAUUUACGAUCCCUAACGCUAUUAUUCUACUGUGGAUGUUCUCAUUCCGGUGGGGCGAACGUACGGUAUUCGAGGACAGCAUCAACAAAUGCCUGUGGGAUACCUGGGAGCAGUGGCCUCAAGACGCGACACCACAUCACAUUGCCUUUAUCGCCGACCCCCAACUCGUUGAUCCCCAUACCUACCCAGGUCGGCCAUGGCCGUUAUCUACAUUCACGGUCAAAUACACUGACCAAUACAUGCGCCGAUCCUUUUCCAUGAUACAAGAUCACCUCGAGCCGGACUCAGUGCUAUUUCUUGGCGACCUCUUUGACGGCGGCAGAGAAUGGGCGACAGCUACAAGUAGCAGCCCCGAACCGCGGUGGAAGAAGUACAAGGACUCAUUUUGGAAGAAAGAAUAUGCGCGAUUUAUCAGGAUCUUCUUGGACCCGUGGGAAAAAGCACGAUCGCCGCCUGUCGAUGGACGAGGCCGGAAAAUGCUUGCCAGUCUGCCUGGCAAUCAUGAUCUUGGCUUCGGCAACGGCAUUCAGGUACCAGUCCGUAACCGAUUCGAGUCCUUCUUUGGGAGCACCAAUCGCGUCGAUGUGAUUGGAAAUCAUACUUUUGUUUCAGUGGACACGCCCUCGCUGAGCGCGAUGGACCAGCCCGAUCCAUUGACAGGCAGCUCUCCCACUGCCAGCGAUGAGAACCACCCUAGCCGCCCGAUUUGGAAGGAAGCAGAUGACUUCCUGGAUAAAAUGGCCACCCACAGGGCAAAAGCGGAGACGGACGAGCUACGAAUGCUCCAAAAUCAGAGUGAGGGACACAUGUUUGAUUAUCGUGUUGUCGAUGCUGUCGAGCCUGCCAUCCACCACAAGGCGGAGAACGUGAGCCCCGGCUUUCCUACUAUUCUUCUUAGCCAUGUCCCUCUCUACCGCAAACCAGGGACCCCUUGUGGGCCCCUGCGCGAGCACUACCCACCGUCCUCGUUGGACGAGGAACUGCAAGAGGACGAGCCUAACGCUCUGAGAAUUGCCGGUGGCUAUCAGUACCAGAAUGUUCUGACACAAACCAUUUCCACUGAAUUGGUCUCCAAGGCCGGACCCAAUAUCGUUCAGAUCUACUCUGGCGAUGAUCAUGACUACUGUGAAGUCUCACACCGGGAAUUCAACGGCUCACCCAACGAGAUCACAGUGAAGAGCAUUUCCUGGGCGAUGGGCGUCCGUCAUCCAGGCUUUGUUCUCACCAGUCUGUGGAACCCAAUUGAUCCUAAAACAGGAGCAGCCCUCCAAGACGGAUCACCACCUACCAUUCAAAACCAUCUUUGCAUCCUUCCAGACCAGCUAGCGAUCUUCAUUUACUACCUCAACGUUCUCGGCCUUAGCUUUUGCAUCCUCCUUUUCCGUGCCAUCUACCGCGCCCUCUACUCCCCAGAACCAUCUCCAUCCGGUGCCAUCCUCCCCCUCUCCGAGCGCCAUUCUUUCCCACAUCACCAGCAUCAAACCUCCGGUGCGUCCAGUUCCACCUUCCCCUCUCUGGGCGGCUUGGCUAGCCGCAACGGCCUGACAUCCACCCGCUACGCGGGCACUCCAUCCCCGCAAAGUGCUUACCGGGGUGCAGACGACGACUUCGAACCGGCCCCCUCCAAGGACAAAGCUGCAUGGCGCCCCGCAUCGGGUACCCGCUCCCGCUCAACGGCGUCUCUCGUCGCCCGGGAACUGUACCAGUCCAUGAAAAGUGUGGCGCAGGUGGUGCUGAUUGUGUAUCUCAUCCUGAUCUGGCGCUGGUAG
Molecule: messenger RNA, 1986 nt
Organism: Penicillium paradoxum
Lineage: Eukaryota; Fungi; Ascomycota; Eurotiomycetes; Eurotiales; Aspergillaceae
Product: putative manganese ion homeostasis (Fr)
Exons: 2
Coding region: 1-1986 (661 amino acids)
Biological process (GO): GPI anchor biosynthetic process
Cellular component (GO): endoplasmic reticulum
Molecular function (GO): hydrolase activity
Source: RefSeq, a predicted model, not a curated record